Nematocida minor is the source of this 423-nucleotide messenger RNA. RefSeq lists its product as uncharacterized. Lineage: Eukaryota; Fungi; Microsporidia. The record is from RefSeq and is a predicted model, not a curated record. Bases 1 to 423 code for a protein of 140 amino acids. The transcript has a single exon.
AUGAAAAAUGCAAGAGAGUUCAGAGCGAUGCUUUCAACAGCAGCCCAGUACUUUACGCAGAACAAAGAAAAGUAUCCAGGCGCACUGGAUAGGAUAGGGAGCAGGCUGGGCUCUAGGCUGAGCAUACUGCAGUCUCUCCCGAGGAGCACAGUGAGCACAGACCAAAGCACUUGGGGGCGCGCUAUAUCGAAUAAAAUACUCCCUGCGCUGGGGAUAGAGGGAGCAACGCAUGGCUUCUCCAGUAGCUCAGGGAGGCUUAUAAUUAAAAUACCGAAGAUGUGGGAGAGUGAAGACCCUUCUUCUGCCCUACCUGUGGUGCCUGCUGCUGUGGAGAGGAUAUUCAGCGGCUGGUACACUCCUAUUAAAACGGAGAUCAACCUGGACAAAAGCAUCUUAUUAGCGGUUGUUCCAUCUGACGAAUAA